This is a messenger RNA of Erythranthe guttata (spotted monkey flower), 956 nucleotides long. Its product is annotated as putative cytokinin riboside 5'-monophosphate phosphoribohydrolase LOGL10. Gene Ontology annotation, molecular function: hydrolase activity, hydrolyzing N-glycosyl compounds. NCBI's taxonomy places the organism in Eukaryota, Viridiplantae, Streptophyta, Magnoliopsida, Lamiales, Phrymaceae. Gene Ontology annotation, biological process: cytokinin biosynthetic process. The record is from RefSeq and is a predicted model, not a curated record. Gene Ontology annotation, cellular component: cytosol; nucleus.
AAGAAGAAGAAGAAGAAGAAAGAACUCAAUAUAUAUAUAUUAAUUAUGGAAGGAUUAGAAGAAGGGCUGCCACGAUCGAAAUUCAAGAGAAUAUGUGUAUUCUGUGGCAGCAGAACUGGCUACAGAUCUUCUUUCUCUGAUGCCGCUCUCCAGCUUGGCAAACAACUGGUUGACAGAAAGAUUGAUCUUGUUUAUGGUGGUGGCAGUGUAGGUUUGAUGGGCUUGGUCUCUCAAACUGUCUUUCUUGGCGGUUGCCAUGUUUUAGGAGUAAUUCCAAAAGCUCUAUUGGCAGAAGAGAUAUCUGGAAAAAGUGUUGGAGAAGUAAGAAUUGUGGCUGAUAUGCACCAAAGAAAAGCUGAAAUGGCCAGAAAUUCUGAUGCAUUCAUUGCACUUCCUGGUGGUUAUGGAACUAUGGAAGAAGUGUUAGAGAUCAUUGCUUGGGCUCAGUUGGGAAUUCAUGAUAAACCAGUGGGGGUGCUAAAUGUAGAUGGAUAUUACAAUAGCUUGAUUGAAUUGUUUGAGAAAGGAGUUGAAGAAGGUUUCAUUGAUGACUCAGCCAGGCAUAUUCUUGUCCUGGCUGACUCACCUGCCGAGUUGAUCAACAAAAUGGAGGAAUAUGCAGCAGUACAUGAAGGAGUGGCACCAAGACAAAGUUGGGAAGUGGACCAAUUGGCUGCAACUACUGCAAGUGGGGAUGUUCCAUUAUCUUAAUAUAUUUAUUUAAAUUAAAUAAUAUAUAUCUUGUACAAAUUUGUGUAUAAUAUAUUAUUAUUAUUAAAUACUACUAUAUAUUAUAUUAUAUUUUAAUUGGGUGAGCAAAACUGCAAAAAUGAACCAAUCUGUGUCUCUGAAGUGGGGUAGUUCAAAGAUCACCAUAUCUUAAUCAAUGAUUGGUAAUGUAUGUUUGUGGCUAUUUUUAUUAUAUUAUUUAUAGGUAAAAUGUAUCUUUGUGGUUU